AUGAAACGUCUCACCCUCCUCCUUGUUUUGGUCUCUUUUGUUUUGAAUAUCAAUGCACGAGCAUUUGAUGUCGAUUUAUCCAGUAACAGUGAAUCAGAUGAAGAAUUAUUUACGUAUCAAGUCGUUGCCAAUAAACCUUUAAGCAUCAUUUCAUCUGACGACGAUUCUCAACAUGAAUAUAAACUCGGGCAAGUCAGUGGUCUUGCUGCUUGUGUGAAGAAUCCCAAUCGAUUAAUUGUUUUCCAUCGUGCAUCACAAGAAUGGACUCAUGAAUCUUUCCCGGAUGGUCGUAACUUCGAUAAAAAGAAAUUUGGUGUUAUUCCAGAAAAUACUAUUUUGACUAUCAAUACACGUACUGGUCAAAUUGUUAAGCAAUGGGGAAACAAAACGUUCUACAUGCCUCAUGGUCUUUCAGUUGAUACUGAAGGAAAUCUUUGGUUAACAGAUGUUGCCAUGCACCAAGUAUUUAAAUAUUCGCAAGGUGAACGCGUCUUAACCUUAGGCGAAGAAUUCGUACCUGGUAGUGAUUCAACACAUUUCUGUAAGCCAACAGAUGUUGCAGUUUCAAAUGAUGGUUCAAAUAUCUAUGUUGCCGAUGGAUAUUGCAAUUCUCGUAUUGUUAAACUUGAUGCAAAGGGCAAAUUCGUCAAGGAAUACACCAUGCCUGAAGAAGAAAAACAAUUAGUCAUUCCACACAGCAUCAUUUUGAUUGAAUCGCUCGGACUUGUUUGUGUUGCUGAUCGUGAAAAUGGACGAAUUGUUUGUUUCAAUGAUGGACAGAUGGACGAAGAAGAUGGAGAAGGUCAAGUUAAAGCAAUUAUUGAUCAUCCAUUGAUGAAAACUGUUUAUGCCAUUACAUACGACGCCCAUAAACAUCGACUAUAUGCGGUUAGUGGAAAGGAUGGAAAACGUCGCGCAGUCGGAUUUACAUUCAAUGCCCAUCCGGAAUCAUUUGGUGAUUUGAUCGCAACUUGGGAACCAAAAGAUAGCUUUGGUGAACCACAUGAUUUAACUUUGAAUGUCAAUGGUCAAUCAUUAUUCGUGGGUGAAAUUCGUCCUAAUCGUAUUGACGUCUUCGAUGUUCUCAAUUAA
Adineta ricciae is the source of this 1092-nucleotide messenger RNA. Lineage: Eukaryota; Metazoa; Rotifera; Eurotatoria; Adinetida; Adinetidae. The record is from the annotation of a GenBank genome assembly.